ACUUGGGAGGUCUGCCUAUGGGAAUGCCUUCUGCGAGGUCUUUUUUAAGGGAAACUGGCCCCUAUUUAGGUGUUACAGACGUGGAGAAAAUCCGGAAAACUCCACGUGGCCAGCCCGUCCGAGCAAGGUGCAAACCCACGACCAAACUCCCAGUGUUCAGAGUACGAAAACUGCUUGGCCAUUGGUGGGCCUGUUAACAUAUGGAAUCAAUGUUAUUAGCAAGUGGCACCAGAGAAGAACAGAGUGUACUAUACUUUCUAUUUAAUUUGUCAUCAACAUCAAUUAAAAUUUUUGUAGGGCUGGUUUACAUCUUCAAUUUAAUUGUCGGAACUGGUGCGUUAACCAUGCCAGCAGCAUUUAGUCAUGCGGGAUGGAUGUUAAGUUUAGUGAUUUUAAUUGCAAUUGCUUUUAUGAGUUUUCUUACAGUUACUUUUGUAGUAGAGGCAAUGGCAGUGGCCAAUGCUAUGGUGCACUGGCGUACAGUUCAGCACAUAAAAAAGGUGAUUAAUGAGGAAGAAGAACAAAUGCAUGCAAUCAAUACCAGCAGGCAAGACUUAGUGAAAGGAUUGAUGAGAGAUGAAGUCAUAUCAAAUUCUAUAGAACAUGAUGAAAAAGUGCCUCUUCUAUUAAGUAAUUCAAUGGAUUCCAUCACAGAUACUGCUGCUGUAGAAUAUUAUAGUAUAACAGAAAGAAUUGAAUUAGGAAAGAUGGCUUCCUUAUUUUUCAAUAAAUUUGGAGUGAAUAUAUUUUAUUUAUGUAUAGCUGUGUAUUUAUAUGGAGAUUUGGCUAUUUAUGCUGCGGCAGUAUCUGUCUCUCUCAGAGAUGUUACAUGUAAUUAUGUGCCACCCGGUAAUGCCUGUAACAUAUCAUAUACUGAUUGGGAUCUUUGCUGGACAUCUGUCGACUAUAUAUCUCGCAAAGAUGCCUAUCGAAUAUAUCUUGCUGUAUUUUUAUGUCUGUUGGGGCCGUUUGCAUUUUUUAAUGUCCAGAAAACAAAGUAUCUUCAAGUAAUAACUUCUGUUAUGAGAUGGCUUGCUUUUGGAAGUAUGAUUAUAUUAGCAGCUAUUGCUUUGGUAGAAGGUAAAUCACGUGGCCAUCCAGAAGUAGCAAAUCUAAAUGGAAUUCCAAAUUUGUUUGGUGUGUGUGUUUACUCUUUCAUGUGCCAUCAUUCUCUACCAUCUCUUAUUACUCCAAUUAGAAGUAAGAAGAAUUUGACGUUAUUUGUGUUGGCUGAUUUCUUUCUUAUUCUCGGGUUUUACUCAUUGCUGUGCUUCACGGGAAUAUUUACUUUUAGUCAUCUCAAAGAUAUGUACACGCUGAACUUUCAGCCUGAGAAGUGCGGAUCUGGAAACGACAGAAUAAUCAUUGCCGUUCCGUUUCUUCAGUACUUUUUGGCUCUCUUCCCCGUUUUUACACUAAGUACAAAUUUUCCCAUCAUUGCCAUUACCCUAAGAAACAAUUUAAAAGCAUUAUUUCUAAAGGAUACCAGACAGUAUUCUUUUUUCCUGAAAGGAAUUUUCUUUCCAUUGGUCACUAUACUACCUCCGGUGGCCAUAGCUCUGGCUACGGAAGAUCUAGAAAUAUUAGUGGGAAUUACCGGUUCUUACGCGGGUGCCAUCAUUCAGUAUAUAGUUCCGGCCACUCUGGUGUACUACGCCCGAAAGGACGCCCUGACGGCUCUAGGAUUAGGAGUGAAAAACAAGCACAUGUCUCCCUUUCAUCAUACUGCCUGGAUUAUUUUUGUUUUGGUAUGGUCAGCGGCUUGUAUUAUAUUUGUAACUGUAAAUCAUAUAAUUACUAAGAAAUGAAUUGGAUAUCUGUUGGCUGUGAAGCGAGGAAAACAUAUUAAGAAAGUACUUAUUGCAGACUAAAGUCUGAAAUUGAAUGGUUUUCAUAAAUAGAUAUAUAUUUUAUGAAUUUAUACAAUUAUUUUUUUAAGUGUUUUUAAAAUUUAUUUGAUAUGCAGCAAUAGUAGCAAGCAUGUUUUGAUACUGGCAUAAUUAGUAUAUGAUUUAAAUGCAUGGUUGACAGUUGAAAUUUGCAAAAUGCUUCCUUCUUCAUGCUUUGUAAGUAAAUCCUUGCACAAAUGCAUAAACAAAAAUAGAUUUGUGCCAAUGUUUAAAGUUAAUUUUUACAAAUUUUGAUAUUCAUAUCAAACAUGAAUGAUUUUUUUUCCAUUAUUUCCAUAACAAGGAUCAUAUUUUUGAUCAGUUUCUUAUAUAUUAAUCUGUUCUUGUUCUUCUACACUUGUUCUUUCAAGUCGUACACUUGUUUCAUUAAAGUUACAGCCAAAUAUUUCAGGAUAAAUGCAUAAUAAAAUUGCAUUGUUUUUGCAAUUAAAAUCAAUGGUAUAAUUCUUUUCUAGAAUCAUCUUAUCAACUUUAGUUAACAUUAUGAAAAUUGUAUAGAUUCUUACUUCCUAUAUCCAUUUGUUUCCAAGUGCUCGUAUUUCUUCCAGAAAGUGGUUCGCUUAAAACUCGCACACGACAUAAUAAUUGAACGUUGUUAACAGGUAAGCAGAGUAUGGACUUUCUUCCUAUCGAAUCAAAUCGAGAAACUCUCUUCACAACCGACAGAUGUUUGGUUUAUUUCAGAGGUAUUUAUAAAUAUUUUAUUUUUUUAAUUGUUAUAAAUAUUUUUGGUAUCAAUAUUUCUUUAGAUUGGAAGUUUUGGCAUAAGGGUUAUAUAUUAAUUUUUUAAUACAAUAUUAUUAUUUUAAUGUGUAGACUGCAUCAAACUUUUUGUUGUUUGUAACUUGCUUAAAAAUAUUCUGAUAAACAUAUAACUUUGCUAAAAAAUUUUUUUCAAAAUGGGGAGACUGUACAAUGAGAAAUGGGGCCAGACAUAUCCUGGGCUUUAAAAAUUUCCUGGGAUUUUUCGACUGAAUGUGUUUUAAACUUUUACUGCUACUAUAUUUUGAAAGCUAUUUUGCUGUUAUGUAAUGAUAAUAAACAUUUCGGUUCAAAAUAUAUAUGCUCUUAGUUGAAUUUUACUGAGCAUUUGUUAUUGUAGUAGAACCAUUGGUUUUGCUAAUAAAUAAAUAAAUUAAAGUCGGCACGGGGCAGUCCGAGGAAGCUGUUUGCCUCUCGCCAUCCGUCGGAAAAUCUCGUUUGAGUACACUCGGACUGUAAAUUUGUAAUAUUUUAUUUUUAUUUAAUAAUUUAAUAUAUCUUUUGCCAUGUUCUUCCAAUAUAAAAUAAAAGUUGUAUAUGAUGUAAAAAUAAGU
Molecule: messenger RNA, 3226 nt
Organism: Centruroides sculpturatus (bark scorpion)
Lineage: Eukaryota; Metazoa; Arthropoda; Arachnida; Scorpiones; Buthidae
Product: transmembrane protein 104-like
Exons: 10
Coding region: 201-1808 (535 amino acids)
Source: RefSeq, a predicted model, not a curated record